CGUGAAACUGAGAAAAAGAAACUGAAGAUCAACAAUUUCAACGCUGACCUACCUGUUUCAGAUGUCAUCAUCCCAUAUCCUUCUCAAUUUGUGCUUCAAAAAGUCAAGAACAUGGAAUUCAUUGAACUCUGGUACUUCAGCCCAGAUGGCUGUCUCAAAAAGAUCGACAGCAUUGUCGCCCUGAAGUCAUUUUCUUCCUUCAAAGCCUCUAACAAAGCCUUACAGGAUCACGAUCUCUCCUGGAGGCAGUUUGACAUGGCCAAAACCAGCUUUCUUGUCCACAUUGAGAAAGCCAGUUGGCCCAACAAGCACCAGAUGGCACUAGUGCUAUUCUUCACACUCAUCACUAACCAUGAGCACAGGCUACGCCCACGGAGAGAGAAAACUCUCCUCCGCUAUGCAAGCAUGGUCCAAAAAGACUGGCAUGAUCGCCUCACCCUGAAUCUGGGAUUUGACAUUGGCCUUUUCAAUAACACUCUCUACAACAGCCUUUUGGAUGACGUCUGA
Suillus fuscotomentosus is the source of this 507-nucleotide messenger RNA. RefSeq lists its product as uncharacterized. The transcript is spliced from 2 exons. NCBI's taxonomy places the organism in Eukaryota, Fungi, Basidiomycota, Agaricomycetes, Boletales, Suillaceae. The annotation marks the transcript as partial. The record is from RefSeq and is a predicted model, not a curated record.